AUGGAGUCAUCUUUCUCAUUUGGAGUGAUCCUUGCUAUCCUGACUGUCCUCAUCAUCGCUGUGAAUGCACUAGUGGUUGUGGCCAUGCUGCUGUCAAUCUACAAGAACGAUGGUGUUAGUCUCUGCUUCACCUUGAAUCUGGCCGUGGCUGACACCUUGAUUGGAGUGGCCAUCUCUGGCUUAGUCACAGACCAGCUCUCUAGCUCGGUUCAGCACACAGAGAAGACCUUGUGCAGCCUUCGGAUGGCAUUUGUCACUUCUUCUGCAGCUGCCUCUGUCCUUACUGUCAUGCUGAUUGCCUUUGACAGAUACCUUGCCAUUAAGCAGCCCCUCCGCUACUUCCAAAUCAUGAGCGGCCUUGUGGCUGCGGCCUGCAUUGCAGGGCUGUGGUUGGUAUCUUACCUUAUUGGCUUCCUUCCAUUUGGCGUCUCCAUAUUCCAGCAGACCACCUACCACGGGCCCUGCAGCUUCUUUGCUGUGUUUCAUCCAAGGUUUGUUCUGACCCUUUCCUGUGCUGGCUUCUUCCCAGCCGUCCUCCUCUUUGUCUUCUUCUACUGUGACAUGCUCAAGAUUGCCUCGAUGCACAGCCAGCAGAUCCGAAAGAUGGAACUUGCAGGAGCCAUGGCUGGUGCUUGCCGGCCCCCAAGGUGUCUCAACGAUUUCAAGGCUGUCCGCACGGUGUCUAUUCUCAUUGGGAGCUUUACUCUGUCCUGGUCCCCCUUCCUUAUCACUAGCAUUGUGCAGGUGGCCUGCCAGGAAUGCUUCCUCUACCAAGUGUUGGAACAGUACCUGUGGCUGCUUGGUGUUGGCAACUCCCUGCUCAACCCACUCAUCUAUGCCUAUUGGCAGAAGGAGGUGCGGCAGCAGCUCUACCACAUGGCCCUGGGAGUGAAGAAGGGGUUCAUCUCAUUCCUCUUCUUUCUCCCAGCCAGGAAUAGUGGUCCACCAAAGCCCAGAGAAAGUUCCUGCCACAUCAUCACUAUCUCCCACCCAGAGCUUGAUGGCUAA
This is a messenger RNA of Jaculus jaculus (lesser Egyptian jerboa), 1008 nucleotides long. It is a transcript of the gene Gpr119, whose product is annotated as G protein-coupled receptor 119. Gene Ontology annotation, biological process: regulation of metabolic process; adenylate cyclase-activating G protein-coupled receptor signaling pathway. Lineage: Eukaryota; Metazoa; Chordata; Mammalia; Rodentia; Dipodidae. The transcript has a single exon. Gene Ontology annotation, molecular function: phosphatidylcholine binding; G protein-coupled receptor activity. The coding region runs from base 1 to 1008 and encodes 335 amino acids. The record is from RefSeq and is a predicted model, not a curated record. Gene Ontology annotation, cellular component: membrane.